AGGGCGGCGGGAGGCGGGAGACUGCCCCCGCCUGCGAGGGGAGGCGGGACACCUCCCUCGGCGGCCGCAGCACUGCACCCCCAGCCCGGAGGCUGCGGGCCGGGCCGGGGACUAGCCGGCGAGUGCGACUGGCCCUGCCUGCCCCGAGCGACACCGCGGCCGGCCGGCCGGGGAUCCCCUGCGAGCCGGGGAGGAGCCGCCGCCGCCGCCGCCGUCGCCACCGCCGCCAGACAGACUGCGAGUCCCCGGGAAAGUGAAAGGGGGGCGGGGAGCGCGAGGGAGGCCGGGGUGCGAGGUCCCCGGCUCUUAAAAAGACCCAGCGCGCCGCGCCCCCCGCCGCGGCGGCUCCGCACCCCGCGCCCCUCCCCCGCGGCCGGCAGGGCCCGGCGGCCCCACGAGCCGCACUGCGGGCGGUCCCAGCCUCCGCUCCGGAGGGGCGGCCGCAGUUCAAGUUCUACAUUUGUAACAUCACCUGCUUAUAAGACCAAGAACUGACAUCCGUUUUCAUACAGCUUAAAAGAAAGAGGAGAGAGGCAAAUCACAGAGAGCAGCAGAUCAGACCACACCGAACUCCCCUGGAGCGUCUGAGCCUGAGCCUGGAGGAUGCUGGCUGCCGAGCUGCAGAGGAGGCCCCGGCUCUGAGAGGGAGAGCAGGUCUCACUGACACAGCUUCCGCCCCUCCCGGGCUCACCAUGGCCUGCACUCUCUGGCUGGACGGCUGACGUGACUGUGCCCCAAGUGUGCGCGUGCUGGACUGGGUGCUGUCCCAGGUACCGCCUGCUCUCUGGGAGCAGGGCAGGUGGGCAUCAGAUGCUACCCAAAGCUGGACCGGGCAAAGCAAUGGACUCCGACAAGCUAAGAUGGAAGUGACCUGAGGCCUCGCCCAGGCGGUUUCCUCUUGCCAGGACAGCUCAAUAGUCGGAGCACAAGCUUGUCUGGGGAGCAGUAUGCAGGAAGCUGGUUUUCAGGCCACAAAUGCUUUCACAGAGUGCAAAUUCACCUGCACCAGCGGUAAAUGCUUGUAUCUUGGUUCGCUGGUCUGUAACCAACAGAACGACUGUGGGGACAACAGUGAUGAAGAGAACUGUCUCCUGGUGACAGAGCAUCCACCUCCGGGCAUCUUCAACUCGGAGCUGGAGUUCGCCCAGAUCAUCAUCAUCAUUGUGGUGGUUACAGUGAUGGUCGUGGUCAUCGUCUGCCUGCUGAAUCACUACAAAGUGUCCACGCGGUCUUUCAUCAACCGUCCGAGUCAGAGCAGGAGGCAAGAGGACCGGCUGCAGCAGGAAGGGCGCCUGUGGCCUUCAGACAGCUCUGGUCCUCAGCCUGGUGGCUCGGAGAUCAUGUAUGCCCCACGGUCUCGGGACAGGUUUACUGCCCCGUCCUUUAUCCAGAGGGACCGGUUCAGCCGCUUUCAGCCCACCUACCCCUACGUGCAGCACGAGAUUGACCUUCCCCCCACCAUCUCCCUGUCUGACGGGGAGGAGCCGCCUCCUUACCAGGGGCCCUGCACCUUGCAGCUCAGGGACCCCGAACAGCAGAUGGAACUCAACCGAGAAUCUGUGAGGGCCCCGCCCAACCGGACCAUAUUCGACAGCGAUUUGAUAGACAUCUCUGUGUACAACGGGGGCCCAUGCCCGCCCAGCAGCAAUUCGGGCAUAAGUGCCAGCACCUGCAGCAGUAACGGGAGGAUGGAGGGGCCACCCCCGACCUACAGCGAGGUGAUGGGCCACUACCCAGGAGCCUCCUUCUUCCAUCACCAGCACAGCAACGCGCACAGCGGGGGCAGACUGCCUCUUCAGCACGACAGCUCGGGGAGCACUGUGGUGCCCAUCCAGGGCAAGGACAGGAAGCCUGGGAAUCUCGUCUGAUCCUCCAGCAUGCGCUUGAGUGGAGAAGAAGAAACCGAGGACGGAGGAGGACUGCACAGCUCCUCCGCUCCCAGGCACAGUGUUCAGUUUUACGUGCGACAACUAAGUAAAACCAAAUAUGCAAAUGUGGUCUUUGUUUCUGAUUCCUUUCAGGGGAAUUGCAUGCAAACCAGACUGAAAUAAUACAAACUUCCAUCCGGUCUGACCGUCAACAGUGUU
Messenger RNA from Eptesicus fuscus (big brown bat), 2087 nucleotides. RefSeq names its product low density lipoprotein receptor class A domain containing 4 (gene LDLRAD4). NCBI's taxonomy places the organism in Eukaryota, Metazoa, Chordata, Mammalia, Chiroptera, Vespertilionidae. Bases 948 to 1868 code for a protein of 306 amino acids. Gene Ontology annotation, biological process: negative regulation of transforming growth factor beta receptor signaling pathway. The transcript has 7 exons. The record is from RefSeq and is a predicted model, not a curated record. Gene Ontology annotation, molecular function: R-SMAD binding. Gene Ontology annotation, cellular component: early endosome membrane; Golgi membrane.